Drosophila persimilis is the source of this 2636-nucleotide messenger RNA. RefSeq lists its product as uncharacterized. NCBI's taxonomy places the organism in Eukaryota, Metazoa, Arthropoda, Insecta, Diptera, Drosophilidae. The coding region runs from base 392 to 2512 and encodes 706 amino acids. The transcript is spliced from 2 exons. The record is from RefSeq and is a predicted model, not a curated record.
UGAUGAGCAGCCAUCAACGGAAAUAAACUGCAGUAAUUUCUCCCGCAAAAGCAAUCAAAAACGAUACCAGCAACAACAACAUAACACAUUUGGAACGGCCACCGCAAGGAGGAGGAGGGAGGAGGAGCAGCAGCAGCAGUAGCUAGUGCAGUCGUGUGAAAAUUGUUGUAUCGAAAGUGCAUAAAAUGAAAAUGUGCCACACAAACAAUUAGUGGUGCCAACAGAAGUGAGCAGAACGGCACAUGCUAGAAGAGCCAAAACAAGAGGCAGAGACAAAAGGCAGCUAAACAGAAAGCAAACAACAUGUCAAGGACUUGAGUGUGAACAGAACAGAGAGCGGGGUAAGGAGAGCAAAGCGGAACUUAGAGCGCGUCAGGAUUUGUUUGGAAAGAUGCGUACCUACUACAGUGCGAAGGAUAUGCGAAAAUACGGCGAUUUGAGCUAUGAAAGCAAAUACCUGCUGGAUCCGAAGUUUAUGACGAAAAGAGACCUGCAGCACUACUAUCGCUACUACAACAUGAACAAGAAUCGCGGGCAGUUCAAGAAGAUUGUGAUUGUCAUAUUCUGCCUGUGCGUCUUCUCGUAUCUGUGCGUCGACUAUAAUCUGAGGACAAAGCUGCUGCGCUUCCGCGAUGGCUUCGACUUUGUGGCCAGGAUCGAGGACUCGUACGGUGGCAAACUGAGUCGGGCGUACUUUGUGGAAACCACCGGCUGCCGCAUGCCACACUUUGAGGUGGUCGAUGACAACAUAGCCCAAUUCAUUUUCAAGCCGAGUGCCUACAAGUGCAACAAACCGCUGACGCGUACCAGUGACAGUGUGCCUGGCGAACUGCAUCUGAAUCUGAACACCAACGAGCUUCUGUCUCAUUAUAACAUCAGCGAUCUGUCCGCCGUGAGCUGCAACUAUACGGAGGUGAAGCGGAAAAAUGACUGGAACAACACCUAUUCGCCGGGCGUCAGCUUUAAGCUGGAGAAGGUCAUGCAUCUGCCGCCGGAAAUGGAGUUUUUCUGCCUCUGGUGCUACGACUCCACAGACCGUUGCAUCUACAAGGACUGCCACUUCUUUGCGGUGGACAAGCCAGUGCAGAAGAUCACGACCAGGCCGGGUGUGGAGAGGGUUAGCUUUAAUCAGAGCAAGGAGGCUGCUUCGGAGCGACUGUCUGUGAUGAUCCUGGGCAUUGACAGUCUCUCGCACUUGAACUUCCUUCGACAAAUGCGAAAGACGGCCGCUUACAUCAAGAAGAAUCUGUCCCACGUCGAACUCUGGGGCUACAACAAGGUGGGGGACAACACUUUCCCCAACAUAGUGCCCAUGCUGAGCGGUCUGGACGAUCAGGAACUAAACAUCGCCUGUGCACCCAAGGCCAAGCAGACCUACGACGGCUGCUCCUUCAUUUGGAAGCGUUACCAGCAGGCUGGCUACAAGACCCUUUUUGCCGAGGAUGUCGGACGGAUAUCGGCGUUCAACUUCAAUCAGAAUGGGUUCCAUAAGCAGCCGACGGACUACUAUCUGCGGCCCAUCCUGUUGGAAAUGGAACGCACGCUGGCCUACAAAAAGGACGUCAAUGUGAAACUCUGCAUGGGCGGCAGACGUACGCCGGAUGUGCUCUUGGAAUAUCUGACGAAAAUGGUGCCAAAGAUGGGCAAGGACCUGUUCUUCUCGUUCUUGUGGACUGUGACCCUCACCCAUGACUACUUCAACUUUCCGGCACUCUUGGAUGAGGCCAUGGUAACGCGCCUACGACAGCUCCAGAACUCGGGAGUACUCAAUCGUACGGUGGUGAUGCUUCUGUCCGAUCAUGGCCUACGCUGGGGCUCCUUUCGGCGCACCUACCAGGGCAUGAUGGAGGAACGACAGCCGCUGAUGACCAUGCUCUAUCCGCCGUGGAUGAACGAACGCUACCCGGAGGCCAUAGCCAAUCUGAGAACAAACUCGCGACGAUUGGCCACGCCCUUCGAUGUGCAUGCCACAAUGCUGCAUCUGCUGGAUAUGGGCAACCUGGAGGCAGAACAAGUGCUGAAGAAGGCGGAAGAGUUCAAUGAUGUCGAUGGCAUCCUGCCGCGCGGCAUCAGCCUGUUUCUGCCCAUACCGGCGGAAAGAACGUGCGAGCAGGCUGGCAUCGCCUCCCAUUGGUGCACGUGCCAUCAGCGCCAGGAGAUUCAGACCAACGAUGGCCGGGUGCAGCGCGCCGCACGCUAUGUGGUGCGUUUCAUCAACAAUCGACUGAAGGAGAACGCCCAGUGCCGAACGCUCUAUCUGAACUCCAUACUGCAGGCCUUCAUUGCCGCCCCGCAUCACAAGAUUGUCAAGAAUAUAUCCACGGACUAUGCCGUGGAUAUUACGCUGCGUAUGCAAACGAAGCCCGGCCUGGCUGUCUUCGAGUCGACGGUGAGGAUGUCGGGAUAUACGAGUGUACUGACCGGAACCAUCAGUCGCAUCAAUCUGUAUGGGAGUCAGAGCUACUGCAUGAAUGAUCCGGCACUUAAAAUGUUUUGCUAUUGCCAUAGAUAAGUCAGAUAAGCAUUUGGGGUGGGGACGGUACGGGACAAGGAGGGGUAAUUUGUCAAAGACUUGAGACCCAAUACGUAGCCUUAGCCAUACCACUAAGUUUAUUUCUAUGAAAUAGAUAUGCUAU